Molecule: messenger RNA, 4234 nt
Organism: Sarcophilus harrisii (Tasmanian devil)
Lineage: Eukaryota; Metazoa; Chordata; Mammalia; Dasyuromorphia; Dasyuridae
Gene: ASMT
Product: acetylserotonin O-methyltransferase
Exons: 8
Coding region: 2057-3091 (344 amino acids)
Biological process (GO): melatonin biosynthetic process; methylation
Molecular function (GO): acetylserotonin O-methyltransferase activity
Source: RefSeq, a predicted model, not a curated record
AAAUUGUAAUUUUUAAAAUUAAUAAAUUUAGCAUGUUACUUUCAAAGUUAUCCUGUUUGUAUGUCCUCCCCUUCUCUUUCUUCCCAUUCUCUCCUCCUGUCCUCCCUCCCUUCUUCUUCUCCUCUCUCCUCCCCUCUGUUCCUCUCUUUUCCUCUCCUCUCUUCUCUUUUUCUCUAUUCUGUUUUUGGUCAUUAAGGUUACUUAUUAGUAAGUGUCUAAUACAGCAUUUGAGCUCAGGUCUUCCCUUCUUAGGAAGGGGUCUACUGGGUGGGGCAAAAAUGUGAAAAUGGUUAGCAAAAGAAAUAUAUUUCAAUGUGAGAGAGGUAGAUGGCACCAGGCGAAACAAUCUGACCAGAAGGUAAAGAUGUGGAAUAGAGGUGUGCUCCUCACUGUAUCCCUUUACUUUAAUUGCUGUUUGUCUUUUUCCAAGGCUAUUUGUGAGUUAUGAAGUAUAGGCCACAGCAAUGAAAUGGCACUUCUCUGUGAAAAAAAAAUAGGCAUUCAAAUUAUCCUGCCUAUCUUGAGCAAAGCACCAGUUUCCCACCAAGUUAAGAUUCUCUCUUUAAGGUUCCUACCAGGCACAGCGAUCCCUAGUACAAUGGAACUUGUUCAACGUUGGUGUGGCAACAAAUGAUUUGCAGUUGCUGAAAAGGUAAUAGAUUCCUAAACAUUAAUAUCUAUUUCCUAAUAAAUUUCAAACCUUAGGAUCAUUAAUUAGAAUUGGAAGAGACUUUGGGAGUCAUUUAAUUCAACUCCCCAAUUUUUAUAAUAAAGGAAAAUUAAAGUGACUUGGUCACAUGGGUAAAAAGUGAGUUAGAAGAUGAACCAGGUUCAGACUUCACAUCCAGUGAUUAUCUACUAGACCUUCAUUAAGCAAAUGAAUUUAGAUGGAUAAGUGCUUAACAAAUACUAUUCAUUCAUCCAUCUAUUGUUUACUUGGCAUAACUGGAAUCAGUCCUUUGCUUUUUCAUAGUGCUUGUAAGGGCUAUCAUCUGAGAUUACUGUUAAUUAAUUUUUUGGCUUUUGAAGAAUGAUCAGCUGUUUAACAGGCCUAAAUGUGCUUUGGAUUUAGGUUUGGGAGGUUUUAUAUUACUUUGUAUCUUUAGAAAACAAUGUUUAUCUAUUGUUCUUUUUGUCAAGUGUUGAUUUGUUAAUGAUAGCUGGUACUUUUUAUUCCAUAAACACAACCUACACAUAUUUAAUCAGAAGUUGCUGAUACCAAUUUUGUUAAACCAUGCCCUUUUUUCCCCUCUCUUUUUCUCUUUUCCUCUGCUAAUGUUUUGACUAGUUUUCUCUGUUUGUUAGUACAUUCUCCAUGCCUGGCAUCUUUCCCCCAUCAGAGAGGAGGGAUGCUAAUCUAUCAAAUAUUGCUUCUGAUUAGAAUCACUGAGCGAUGGUCAUAGUGUUUCCAUUUUAGCAUCAGCAUUGAUGGGAAAAUAAGAAACUUUAAAAGAGGUAGAGUAGAUGAGGACCACUUUUUUAAAGGAUUAAGGACUCCUGGUAAUAAAAUUAGAGAUGUUUAGAUAAGGUUUAAAAAUGGUGAUAAGAUUAUUUAAAAUCUUAUUUGAUAUAAGAAACCAACACAGGAGAGGAGUUUGAAGCCAAUAGCUAAAAUGAAGUUGAAGGAUUAUCAAUAGAUUUUAUUUAUCCCUAUUAUCCUUGGGCCCUAGAUGCAUCUUGGCUGCUGUGAUUGCCUCCUCUAUCUUCAGAUUGGUCUUUCACCAGCUUUUCUCUUUGUGUAAGUUUUCCUCAGGGGGCCAAAUUAAUUUUGCUAAUGAAGCAACAAGAUUAUAUGUAUGAUAGCUUAAAGGACUUAGAAGCAAGAAGAACAACUGUGAUGUUGGAAAUUAGGUCAAGGAGAGCCAGUGUACUACUAUUAAUAAGGUACAUGGUGCCUUCACAAUUAUUUGCUUAUAACUAAUGCUAGUGUGGCAAUGGGCUUUUGGAAGCAACCACAAAGCAUUUUGCUGACAUGUAACCUUCUCAUUUCCAAGAAGUUUAUUUAAAAUUGGACAAACAAGGCCUUUCCAACUCUUGCUAGUUCUGAGGGGAAAAAAUGAGUUUUGCAGAGGACCUUGACUAUGACCUUUUCAAUGAAUACAUAAAUGGCUUCAUGAUCUCCAAGGUUAUGUUCACUGCCUGUGAAUUGGGAGUAUUUGAUCUCUUGGAAUCUGAAGGGUUCCUGACCUUCGAUGUCAUUGCUGAACGCUUAGGUACCAAUUCCCAAGGAAUAGAACAAUUACUUGAUAUCUGUGCGACCUUGAAACUUCUGAACGUGGAAAUGAAGAAAGAAAAAGCUUUAUAUCAAAACACAAAACUUGCCUCCUUGUAUCUCACCAAGUCUGGCCCUAAAACUCAGUACAACAUGUUACUUUAUAUGUCCAAAACUACUUACUCAUGCUGGAAUCAUUUAACUGAAGCCAUAAGGGAAGGAAAAAAUCAAUAUAUGAGGACAUUUGGUAUCCCAUCAGAUGAUCUUUUUGAAGCUAUCUACAGGUCAGAGGAAGAACUGAUAAAAUUCAUGCAUGGCCUGCAUGAGAUUUGGAGUAUAAAUGGCAGAUAUGUGAUUACUGCAUUUGAUCUUUCCUCCUUCCCUCUCAUUUAUGAUCUUGGCGGUUGUUCAGGUGCCCUAGCCAAGGAAUGUAUCACCAUAUAUCCUGAAUGCCAAGUGACAAUAUUUGAAAAGGAAGAAGUGGUACAAGUGGCAAAGAAGCAUUUUUCAUUCCUAGAAAAUCCCCGGAUCCGUUUCCACAUAGGGGAUUUUUUCAGAGAUCCCAUUCCUGAAGCUGAUCUGUAUAUUUUGGCCAGGAUCCUUCAUGAUUGGGCAGAUAAUAAAUGCAUACAAUUGCUAAAAAACAUCCACCAUGCCUGUAGACCAGGCUGUGGUGUUUUAGUAGUUGAAACCCUUUUGGCUGAAGAUAAAAGGGGACCUUUGACAAGUCAGCUAUAUUCUUUGAACAUGUUGGUACAGACUGAAGGAAAGGAAAGAACUCCAACAGAGUACCACAAGAUCCUCACUCAGGCUGGUUUUCAAAAUUUUCAGUUCAAGAAAACUGGAAAAAUAUAUGAUGCAAUUUUAGCCAGGAAAUAAUUAUUUCCUAUCCCACAACUAUUAAUAUAAAAAAUAAUUUGAUUAGUCUUAGUGAACAUACAAUAUAAUCUACAAACUACUUAGUGAAUAAUGGCAAGUCACUCUAGGAAUCAAAUUCUUCCUUCCAAAAUGAAAGAAUAUCAUAUAGUAUUCUUAUAUGAUAGAUUCUCAGAGUUGGAAGAGAAGAUAGAUGUCAUCUAGAUCAAUCCUUACCUGGAGAAUGGAAAGCACCAUUCUUAAUAGACAGCUAUUAAUUCUUAAAUAUAUCCUCUUACCUAUCUUUCCUUUACCUCCCAACCAGACAGAUAGAUAAAAGGAGAUUUGAAGGUAUCAUUGAAAAUAGUGGAUUAUGGAUAUCUAGAGUUGGAAGGCCUCAGAGGUCACCCAGUUCAAUGCAUACCUGAAUAAGAAUCCUUUGUACAAGAUAUCAGAGAAGUCAUUCAAUUUUUUACCAUAAGACCCUGAGUGAGGGGAAACCCAUUAUCUCCAAAGACAGUUCAUUACAUUUUUAGUUUGCUCUGACUGUUUGGGAAUCUGGUCUUUCAUUUAUUUUACCCUCUUCUCAUAUUCUUUUAUGUAACAUCUUUUGUGGCUCAAGUCUCUCAUUUGUAAAACAAUCUUAAUUCAUUGAAUAAAGGUAGAUUAAAGAUGUUAUGAGUUCUUUUCCCCACCUCAAUUCUACUUCUACAAACAGAAGAGAAAAUUAAGGCAUAUUUCAAAGAAAACUUACCAAAAAUAUAUGCUGAAUGUGUAAAGGGAGAUCUUUUAUCCAGAAAUCAGGAAUAGCCAAUUUGAAUAAAGAAGUACAAGUAGAAGAAACAGUGAAGGGUGACAAUAUAAUAUACAGAUAUUAACUUCUGGCCAUAAUGUCUAGUUCUUUAUUUUACAGAUGCAGAAACAUAAGAUGAGAGAAUAAAUGACAUUUCCAAGAUCACAGAGAUUGUACAUGGCCAAGACAGGAUUUGAACUAUGAUCCUUAUCACUCCAAAUCUAGCAAUCUCUCCACUGUUCUACUUAGUUAGGAGUAGAAGGAUAGAGAACAAUCAAUGAGCAUUUUUAAAUAUGUGUCAUCUGAUAGAUACUGUAUUAAUCAUAUUAUAAAUACAAAGAAUUAAAUAUUUACUCUCAAAAAAUUUAUAGUCU